Molecule: messenger RNA, 1407 nt
Organism: Aspergillus thermomutatus
Lineage: Eukaryota; Fungi; Ascomycota; Eurotiomycetes; Eurotiales; Aspergillaceae
Exons: 3
Coding region: 1-1407 (468 amino acids)
Source: RefSeq, a predicted model, not a curated record
AUGAAGCAGCGUUAUUCUGUUCAGAAAGGUCCCAAGCGCCCUGAGAGCGAGCAGAAAGUCACUGAUAGGGGGACCCCGAACGAGAGGUCAAAGGAGCCAGAUGUCACUCGCUCAGGUAGCCGAGACUCUGUCCUAGGUUCUCUCAUGCAUAGGGUGAUCUUGGCCCAGUCUCAUCUAGCUUCGCGGACUGACGAGGUACAGUUUCGGCCAUCUCGUGGCCAACAACCAUCGUCUGCCUCUUUCAGCCACCGUCGACCAGACCAAAGCGCUCGAAGCCACCAGCAGAGCGUGUCCGCUGAACCCAAUGACGGCAGGCGGAUCGACAACACACGCUCCUCUCGGAUUGAGUCGGAUUAUAUUUGGAAGAUGAAAGAGAAGGAUACACACAUCCAGACGCUACAGGCAGAAUAUACUAAGUCUAUCCAAGCAUAUGACGCCCGUAUCGCGGAUUAUACUCGGCGGAUGGAGGAGCAAGAGCGGCACAUAACGGGACUGGAGCAGGACCGGACCAAGCUUGAAAAAGACCUCGACGACCUGAGGGACGAAUGUCAGAGGCUAAAAUCUGUAGCUCUCGUCGCCCAAGAAGGCGCCCUCAAAGCAAUGGCAAAGGGAGGCCAUGUCCCGAAAGAGGACCGCGUGGUCAGGGGCGAGCUGACCAAGCUGCAGGAUGGGGUGCGGCAGUGGGCUCGGAAAUACGCCGUGGACGCCAUGGCUGACAUUGACAGUGUCCCUAGCCAGGACAAAGAUCAGGUGAUCAAGCACUUGAAAGGCUACUGCAUCCAAACAGAGUGGAGUUCGUUGGUCCGCAAGGCUCCGAUCCCUCCGAACAAGAUCCCAUUUGUCCUGCUUGAGUCACUGCUUGCCAAGGAUAUAUUCGGGCAGAUGUUCACGAAUCCCUUCUUCCUUUUUCCGGAGGCGAGCGAUGAUUCUACGCUUCCCGACCGGAUGAGCAUGCACCUCUUACACGAUGCCAUGAAACAAGGUAUGCUCCCUAUCCCGGCCUUACUGCAGGGGUUGACCCGAGAGUGGGUCAAAGCCUUCCUCAAUAGCCCUGCUCAGCUGCUUCUUCGCGCGAUCACAGACCAGACAAGCCUGAGGAUGCGCAAUGCAGAACUGCAAAAGCUAUAUCACGGAGCGGGCAAGCUGGCGUUAUCCCUCUGGGCUCAGAGAGCGUCCAUCCGGUGCCAUGGCCUGUCCCAGUUGCAGACCUUUAAUUCGUCGUCCCCAACGAUGAGCGCUCAUCGGCUACAUCAGCUUGACGAGGACGAUGAAUGCCUUGAUGGGCGGAGAGUCCUGGCCUGUAUGCAACCGGCGGUGUUGGCGUUCGGAAAUGAGAGUGGGGAGAAUUAUGAUACUAGCAAGAUAUGGGCCAACGCCGUUGUUCUGGUGGCAGAUGAACAGGAGUAA